Messenger RNA from Dendrobium catenatum, 1858 nucleotides. RefSeq lists its product as uncharacterized. NCBI's taxonomy places the organism in Eukaryota, Viridiplantae, Streptophyta, Magnoliopsida, Asparagales, Orchidaceae. The coding region runs from base 202 to 1377 and encodes 391 amino acids. The transcript is spliced from 6 exons. The record is from RefSeq and is a predicted model, not a curated record. Gene Ontology annotation, cellular component: chloroplast.
CGUUAUCCGCGGGCUGGCCAGCAUUUGCUGCCUUGACGAAACCAGAGUCAGAGGUUCAAAUCCUCGCAAUGGCGGUGGCUCGGGGUGAUGAGGCUACUAGGACCUCAUCUAUCUGAAAUAUCUCAUCGGUCGCUGCGCUUUUUCUCUCCAGUCAGAAGGUGAGGUACUUUUUUAGCUGAAAUUUCUAAAUCCAGCUCAUCGAUGUAUUCGGCUUCGCUUCUUGAGGCAAUCUCAAUUAUCGGAGAUCCACCAAGAUCCAGGCCGCCGUCGCUGAAAUGGAAUCGGCUCUUGUAUCGGAAAGUACCGGGAGGUUUUCGUAGGAAUGCCAAAACUAUCAGACUCUACCCUCACUUGGCUUUGAAGCCGAUUGAAACUCAACGGAUUUCCUCUGAUUCAUCAGAAGAGGAGACGAAUCCAUGGGUUGGGUUUGUUACGAAGGUGUUUGAUAUGUUGAAAGUGCUCAAGAAGCCGGCUAUCGCCGCUUUGUUGGUGGGAGUGCUCCUCACGGCGGAUCCGUUUGGGGCUAUUGCUGCUUCUGGAGGGAGGAUGGGCGGGAGAGCUUUUUCUUCUAAGUCAUCAUCGCCCUCUUAUUCCAGGAGCUACUCAGUUCCGUCUGGCUCUGGAUUCCCUUAUUCUGUGCCGUACUAUGCACCGUCGCCGUUCGGAGCUGCUGGUGGUUUUUACAUGGGACCGAUGGUCGGGGUUGGGUUCGGUGCGGGGUCCGGAUUUUUCAUCCUCAUGAUGGGGUUUGCGGCGUUUGUAUUGCUUACGGGUUUCCUAUCAGAUCGAUCUGAUGAUGAGAGUGUUCUUACUGCGGUGCAAAAAACCAGCGUUCUCAAGCUUCAGGUUGGCUUAUUGGGCAUGGCUCGUUCAUUUCAGAAAGAUCUUGAACGAAUUGCUGAAACAGCUGAUACUUCUACUCCUGAAGGUUUGAAUUAUGUCUUGACAGAGACAGCAUUGGCUUUGCUGCGACAUCCUGAUUGUUGCAUCUCUGCAUAUUCAUCUGUGGAUGUAAAACGAAGUGUAGAAGAUGGCGAGAAACGAUUUAAUCAACUUUCUAUUGAGGAAAGGGGUAAAUUUGAUGAGGAGACACUUGUAAAUGUGAACAAUAUCAAGAGGCAAAGAACACCUAGCUAUAGUUCCAAGACUUUUAGUAAUGAGUACAUUGUGAUAACCAUUCUUGUGGCUGCUGAGGGAGUGCACAAGCUACCCGUCAUCAAUGGCAGUGCAGAUUUAAAGGCGGCGUUGCAAAAGCUGGGCUCAAUUCCUGCCAACAAAACAAUGGCAGUGGAGGUUUUGUGGACUCCUCAGAAUGAAAACGAUACGUUAUCAGAGCGUGAACUCCUGGAAGACUACCCGCUUUUGAGGCCUUUGUAAGAAGCAAAAGACUAGCUUGAAGCUUCGUUUGGGACUGCUUUCUUACUGCUUCUUAAAGCUGUUUUUUAGUAUAAAAAUUAAUUUUUUUUACUAGAAAGCCACUUUAAGAAGCUGGAAGAAAACCGUCCCAAAUGAAGCUUGAGACAGUCUUUUAGGUUAAAUAUUGUACAGAUGCAACAGAAUAGGAUCAAACAUCUUAUAUAUUGUGAAAGGGGCUUUGCUUUCAAGGUUCAAGAUAUAAUAAUUCUUCUAUUUUCUUCUGAUCUGCUCUUCUUUUUACAUGGAAGUCACUUCCACCAGGCUCUAUAUCCAUUUGAGUAAAACAGUUAAGACAUGUGGUAUUUUUCUUCGCUGCAAGAUCAGCUUUUGCUCUGAAGAAAUCUGCAAGCUUAUUUCGUAGUUUUUAGUUGCGUAAUGCAUCAAUGUUUGAUUAGUACGAGGAGAAUAAUCUGAUUGUUGAAGGAAUUUAGAUAUUUUUGUU